Molecule: messenger RNA, 7192 nt
Organism: Erinaceus europaeus (western European hedgehog)
Lineage: Eukaryota; Metazoa; Chordata; Mammalia; Eulipotyphla; Erinaceidae
Gene: QRICH2
Product: glutamine rich 2
Exons: 17
Coding region: 111-6899 (2262 amino acids)
Source: RefSeq, a predicted model, not a curated record
CCUCGCUCACCUCGCAGGUGGGGCCCCCUAAGGAGACGCAGAAGGGCAUCCCCAAGAAAGUCCACCCAUGGAGCCCGGCAGUUCAGUUGCUGGAGAACCAGGUGAAGGACAUGGAUGGACAGAUGCAGGACCUGGGCAAGCAGCUCAAGAGCCUGGAGAGCCAGCUGCGGGGCGUCAUGAGCCACGUGCAGCACCUGCCAGCCCAAGCCGGAGGCCCCUACCUGGACCCCCGGGAUUGGCUGGAGGACAAGGAGGUGGCCAAGAUGCCGCCUUCUGGGCCCCUGGGGACCCCUGGGCAUGCCGGACCUCCUGGGCAUGCCGGACCCCUUGGGCAUGCUGGACCCCCUGGGCAUGCCGGACCCCAUGGGCAUGCCGGACCCCCUGGGCAUACCGCGCAUACCGGGCCUGGGGGUCAUACUGGCACCCCCGGGCAUACUGGGCCUUCGGGGCCUUCCGGACCUUCCGGACCAUCCGGGCCUUCGGGACCUUCUGGGCCUUCGGGACCUUCCGGGCCUUCCAGCAAGGUGUCAAGAGACUGGCCCAGAAUUACAAAGGAUGGCAAGAUCAUGGGGAUGCUCCAGGAUGUCAUGAGUGACGUGAAGGCCCUCAAAGAAAUCCAGCAAAAGGCAGAGGAGCUCGACUUUUUUCCCCAGAAAAUCCUGCAGAGGAUUGAAGACAUAGAAAAGAUGGUCAAAGAACGGGAUGAUUUUCUGGAAGUGGUGAACCGGAAGCUCAGUGUGAUGCCCUCCGGAGAAGAAGUCACCAUGGUCACCUGGGAGGAGCUGGAGCAAGCCAUUUCCGAUGGCUGGAGGGCCUCACAAGGGGUCAUAGAGACACCAGCAGGACUUAGGCGCAGAGGGCAGACUCCUGGAUCAUCAAGUGAUAAUAUUUUUUCAAGCGGAGUUGUCCCCAUAUAUCCAAGUGCUGACCAGGACAUAGGUCCUCUCAGUGACUUGGGCACAGAAAGGGCCUUAUCAAGACCCAGUGGUGUGGACCUUCUCACUGUAGAGCCUCCUGGGAGGGAACGAAGCAGAGGUUCCUUUUUAAGAGAAGUGCAUCCAAAGACAACUGUGUCAAAAGCCGGUCACCCUUCUGCACCCCAAGCGAAAGUGGAUUCAGAUCGUAGUCGCAGGACCAAAGAACCCCAGGGUGCAGCACUUCCAAGAAGAGACGAACGAGACACACACCCUGGCCCUGCCCAACCAGACUUCCCCAGAGAUCAGCAAGUGUACCCGGAGCAGCCUGGAGGGGUGCCCAGAGGCCAGGGGCCCAUCUAUUCAAGGCCAGAUUACUAUGGACUAGCACAGCCUAUCAUGGAUCAGUUUGUACUGCCACAUCCUAGCACUUAUCCGCAGGGUGCUGUACCCUAUAAUGUGGGCCAGGUUGGUAUGAUGCCACCUGGAAUGGAUGAACAAGGUAUAGUGCCUCCUCAUUUGGUACCUGGCAGAGCUCAGCAAAGAUUGGAUCAGCCUGGCAUGGCACUUCCUGGUACUGGCCAGCAGCGUAUGGCAAGGCCUGGCAUGGACAUGAGUAGUAUGGGGCCAUCGGGCAUGGGUCCACGAGGAUUGGUACCAUCUGGCAUGGAUCACUAUGCAUUCGUCUUACCUUUUACUGACCAGCAUGGUUUUGUAUCUGGUAUGAUACCAGGUGCUGCAGAUCAGCAAGUUCUUGGAGACCCCAGUUUAGGAAUGGCUGGCUUCAUACCACCUGGCACAGAUCAUUAUGAGGUGGUCCAAGCUGGGGCAGAUCAGCUUGGUUCUGUCCAACCUGGUGCAGAAGAACCUAGUGCAAGUCAGUAUGGUGCGGUGCAGCCUAGAACAGGUAAACGUGGUUUGGGCCCACGUGGUGUAGGUCAGCGUGGUUUAGCACAGCCUAGAACAGGUCAGCGUGGUUUGGUCCAACCGAGAGCAGAUUUGCAAGAUGGUUCAUAUUCAGCUGGUUUGGUGCAUCCUGAUACAGAGCAGCCUGGGUUGAUCCAGCCUGGUGCUUAUCCACCUGGUUUGGUACAACCUGGUGUACUUCCCAGUGGUUGGGUACAGCCUGGCAUAUACUCACCUACUUUGAUUCAGUCUGAUACGGGUCAUCCAGCUUUGGGUCAACCUGGGACAAGGCAGCCUGCUGCUGUUCAACCUGGUGUUUAUCCUGGUUUGGUCCAACCUGGUGCAGGUCAAGCUGGUUUGAUACAACCUGGAGUGGAUCAGCAAGGUUUGGUUCAACCUGGACUGUAUCCACGAGGCCCAGCACGACCCAGGGUGCAUCCACAAGGUUUGGCGCAACCUGGGGCAGGUCAGCCCGGUUUGGCGCAGCCUGGGGCACGCCAGCCCGGUUUGGCGCAGCCUGGGGCAGGUCAGCCCGGUUUGGCGCAGCCUGGGGCAGGUCAGCCCGGUUUGGCGCAGCCUGGGGCAGGUCAGCCCGGUUUGGCGCAGCCUGGGGCAGGUCAGCCCGGUUUGGCGCAGCCUGGGGCAGGUCAGCCCGGUUUGGCGCAGCCUGGGGCAGGUCAGCCCGGUUUGGCGCAGCCUGGGGCAGGUCAGCCCGGUUUGGUGCAGCCUGGAAUAUAUCCACCAGGUCUGAUACAACCUGGAGUGUAUCCACCAGGUCUGAUACAACCUGGAGUAUAUCCACCAGGUAUUCAACCUGGAGUAUAUCCACCAGGUAUUCAACCUAGAGUAUACCCACCAGGUUUUGUUCAACCUGGAAUGCCACAGCGAGGUUUGGUUCAACCUGGUGUAGGUCAGCCUGGUGUGGUGCAACCUGGACUGGGUCAUUAUGGUUUGGUGCGACCUGGAAUGGAUCAGGUUGGUUUAGUCCAACCUAUUGUAGGUCAGCCUAAUUUGGUACAACCUGGUGCAGGUCAGCCUGGUUUAGUGCAGCCUGGUGCAGGUCAGCCUGGUUUAGUGCAGCCUGGUGCAGGUCAGCCUGCUUUAGUGCAGCCUGGUGCAGGUCAGCCUGCUUUAGUGCAGCCUGGUGCAGGUCAGCCUGGUUUAGUGCAGCCUGGUGCAGGUCAGCCUGCUUUAGUGCAGCCUGGUGCAGGUCAGCCUGGUUUAGUGCAGCCUGGUGCAGGUCAGCCUGCUUUAGUGCAGCCUAGUGCAGGUCAGCCUGCUUUAGUGCAGCCAGGUAUAGGUCAGGCUGGUUUGGUGCAGCCUGGAGCUGGUCCACCUGGUUUGGUGCAGCCUGGAGCUGGUCCACCUGGUUUGGUGCAGCCUGGAGCUGGUCCACCUGGUUUGGUGCAGCCUGGAGCUGGCCCACCUGGUUUGAUGCAGCCUGGAGCUGGUCCACCUGGUUUGGUGCAGCCUGGAGCUGGUCCACCUGGUUUGGUGCAGCCUGGAGCUGGUCCACCUGGUUUGGUGCAGCCUGGAGCUGGUCCACCUGGUUUGGUGCAGCCUGGAGCUGGUCCACCUGGUUUGGUGCAGCCUGGUGCAGGUCAACCUGGCUUGGUGCAGCCCAGUGCAGGUCUGUCUGGUUUGGUGCAGCCUGGUACCAGUCCACCUGUUUUGGUACAGCCUGGUGCUGGCCCACUUGGCUUGGUACAGCCUGGUGCAGGUCAGCCUGGCCUGGUGCAACCUGGUGCAGGUCGGCCCGGCUUGGUGCAACCUGGUGUGGGUCGGCCUGGCUUGGUACAGCCCGGUGUGGGUCGGCCCAGCUUGGUGCAGCCUGGUGUGGGUCGGCCUGGCUUGGUACAGCCAGGGAUAGGUCAGCCUGGUUUGGUGCAGCCUGGUGCAGGUCAGGCUGGCUUGGUGCAGCCUGGUGUUGGUCAGCCUGGUUUGGUGCAGCCAGGUGCAGGUCUGUCUGGUUUGGUGCAGCCUGGUGCUGAUCAGGCUGGUUUGGUGGAAUCCGGUGCCGAUCAGGCUGGUUUGGUGGAACCAGGUGCCGAUCAGGCUGGAUUGGUGCAGCCCGGUGUCGAUCAGGCUGGUUUGGUGCAGCCCGGUGUCGAUCAGGCUGGUUUGGUGCAGCCCGGUGCCGAUCAGGCUGGUUUGGUGCAGCCCGGUGCCGAUCAGGCUGGUUUGGUGCAGCCUGGUGCCGAUCAGGCUGGUUUGGUGCAGCCUGGUGCCGAUCAAGCUGGUUUGAUGCAGCCUGGUGCCGAUCUGGCUGGUUUGAUGCAGCCUGGAGCCAGUCCACCUGGUUUGGUGCAGCCUGGUGCAGGCCAGCCUGGUAUGGUGCAGCCUGGUGCAAGCCAGCCUGGUAUGGUACCACCUGGUGUGAGUCCGAGUUCUUUGGUACAGCCAGGUGCAGAUUCACAUGGCUUUUUACAACCUGGUAUAUAUAGGCCUGGUUUGAUCCAACCUGGUGCAUUUCCACCUGGCGCAUUUCCACCUGGUGCAGUUCCACCUGGUGCAUUUCCACCUGGCGCAUUUCCACCUGGCGCAUUUCCACCUGGCGCAUUUCCACCUGGCGCAUUUCCACCUGGCACUUAUCCACCUGGUUUGGUCCAGCCUGGUGCCUAUCCUCUUGGUCCAACACAGCCUGUCCUCCCCCGUGGUUUUGUCCAGCCUGGUGCCUAUCAGCGUGCUUUGGGUCAACCAGGAAUUGGUCAACGAGGCUGGGUACCACCAAGCACAGAACCUCGUGGCUUUCCGACAUCCCAAGCAGAUUCCCAACGUUUACCAUCGUCAUAUCCUCGUCGGUAUGACAUGGAGCCUCCUGGCAGAGGUCAGCAGGCCCAUGUGCCAUCUCUCCAAGACAGUCAAAGUUUGUCAACAUCAGGUCAAGACCAAGAAGAUUUGAUGAAGGCUGGUACCAGUGAUCUUGAACCAACACCAUUAGGCACAGGUGUGGGAUCCAGCUAUCCUGAUCACCUGCAUUUGGUUUCACCUGAUAUGGAUCGGCAAGAUCAGAUGUAUCCAGGUGUAGGCCUGCGCGACCAGGCAUACCUUACCCCAGAGUUCCUUGGUCUAAGGCCCCUGCCGGUAGAUCAGUAUAUACAGGAAGGUUUGGAUCCAAAUCAACGUGAAACUUCAGUUCCAGUGACUCCAAGCACAGUUAACGUCUUUUAUAGGAGCACAGACUCCCUUGAUUACACCACACGAGUCUCAUCAGAAACUGGUGAUAUUCAGAGUGCGAGACGGGAUUCGCUGGAGAAAUUGGCUCCUAACUUCCCCAUAGCAGUGGAAACAUUUCGUAUGGUAGGAGAGGUCAUUGGCAUCUACUCGGAGCUGAAGGAGAAGAUGAAGGAGCUGGAUAUAGCACAAGGCCAAACGGACGCGGAUAGACUGCAGUACUUGGUGGCCUCAAUGGUCCAAAAGGUCAUACCCCCUGACAUACAGGAACAGUUGAAAACCUUAAAGACUUUGAGCAAAGAAGUUCGACAGGAAAAAGCAAAACUGCAAAGAAUCCUGGAUACUGAAGGGGAUGCCGAAUCAGGAACAGAGCUGAAAGCUGGCAAGCUGGGCUUGCAGCUGAGUAUCCUCAGAGUCAGUGUGGCCGACAUUGAGAAGGAGCUGGCUGAGCUAAGGGAACGCCAGGAACGGGGCAAGGUCAGCAUGGAACACUCGGUCUCGGAAGCCUCCCUUUAUCUACAGGAACAGCUGGACAGACUCAGGGCAAUCAUUGAGAACAUGCUGGCCUCCUCGUCCACACUGCUUUCUAUGAGCAUGACUCCACCCAAGGCCCAUCCAGACUUGGCGCCCGGCAGGAUCGACCCAGAGGCCACCUGUCCAGCGUGCAGCCUUGACCUGAGCCACCAGGUCAGCACGCUGGUGCAGCGCUACGAGCAGCUGCAGGACAUGGUCAACAACCUGGCAGCCUCCCGGCCCUCCAAGAAAACCAAGCUCCAGAGCCAGGAUGAAGAGCUCCUGGGCCAUGUCCAGAGCGCCAUCCUGCAGGUACAGGGUGACUGUGAGAAGCUCAACACCACCACCAGCAACCUCAUCGAGGACCAUCGACAGAAACAAAAGGAUAUCAACAUGUUGUAUCAGGGCCUAGAGAAGCUGGAGAGGGAGAAGGCCAACAGGGAGCACCUGGAGAUGGAAAUUGAUGUGAAAGCUGACAAGCGUGACCUGGCGGCCACGGUGAGCCGUGUCCAGUUUGAUGAGACCACAGAGCAGCUAAACCACAUGAUGAAGGAGUUGGUGGCCAAGAUCAGCGGGCAGGAGCAGGAUUGGCAGAAGAUGGUGGACAAGCUCCUGGUGGAGAUGGACAGCAAACUGGACCGUCUGGAGCUGGACCCUGUGAAGCAGAUGCUGGAGGAUCGGUGGAAAUCACUGCGCCAGCAGCUCAAAGAACGCUCUCCGCUUUACCAGGCAGAUGAAGCGGCCGCCAUGCGGAGACAACUUUUGGCACAUUUCCACUGCUUGUCAUGUGACCGACCCUUGGAGGCAUCUGUGCCUGGACAGGUCAUCCCUGUGACUCCUGUGGCCCAGAGCCUGCCUGGGCACCGGUCCACUCGUCCCUACACCGUCUUUGAACUGGAGCAGGUCCGCCAGCAGGGCCGCAGCACCCUGAAGGUGGGCAGCCCCUUCCCCCGGAUCGACGUGACGCAGGCAGACCGCAGGGUGGGGCGUCUGCGCAGCAUGCACUCCAAGAUGCUCAUGGACAUCGAGAAGGUGCAGAUCCAUUUUGGAGGUUCCGUCCGGGCCAGCAGUCAGAUGAUCCGAGAGCUGCUGCAUGCCCAGUGCCUCACCUCCCCCUGCUACAAGCGGAUGCCAGACCUGUCCAAUUACACCUACUCCACGGUGCCUCGGCGCUGCGGGGGCAGCCACACCCUCACCUACCCCUACCGCCGCACCCGCCUGCAGCACCUGUCGCAGGGCCUGUAUGCCCCGGAGGAGAUUCAGGUUGCUAUGAAGGUGAGGGUGCCACCUGCAGGGGUGGAGGAGGGCCCCAGCAGGACCCUGAUUAUCAGCUGCUUCUGGGAAAGCCACCAGCUGUCACUCUACCCUCUGCCAGGCUCAGGACCCAGUUAAAGCCUCUGCCAGUCACCGCCUGGCACCUCCCUUCACCUGCUGCUCUGCCCUGGGGUCACCCAGAGCCCCCGGGAGGGGCUGAGCAUAGGUGCUGGGACUCAGCAGAGCAGUCAGCCACAGACACUCCAUAGUACUGAACACCGCCCCUCCACAGCAUGAUGAGGUGGAUAUCCUGGGCCUGGAUGGACACAUUUAUAAAGGACGGAUGGACACAAGGCUACCCUGUAUCCUGAGCAAAGACUGUGAGUGUGCCCACAGCCCAAAAGGCCCUGUAGGCUUCUUCUGUGGCUUCC